UACCGAGUGGGUCUGUUCUCACCAUCAGUCUCACUGGUCACCUACCACUGGGUCCUGUAGCACCAUGCUCUGCUUCACCACCAUAGUCUUGCUGGCAGCGACCUGCCUUCUUGUAAAUGCAGGUGAAGCCACAGAGACAGUUACCACCUGUGAGGGCAACAACAUCCAUCGCCUGAGCUGUGACAUUGGAGUGAUCAGCGUUCAGACAGCAUCGUACGGACGUACAGACAGUGUGACCUGCAGUGAGGGAAAACCUCCAAGUCAGAUUUCAAAUACAGAGUGCUCUCUGGCAGGUGUUGUGGAUAUCCUCAAGAAAAGGUGUAAUGGAAAAAAGCUGUGUGAACUGAGCGCAAAUAUCUUCACAACUGAUCCCUGCAGUGGCACCUUUAAGUAUCUGGAGACCAAGUACACCUGCCACCCAUCAAUUCACCAUGUGACAUGUGAGCGCUCUCUGGCACAUCUGCAUUGUGCUGAAGGGCAGGUUAUGUCUAUCUUCAGUGCUCAUUACGGGCGCCAUGACCGGAUCACAUGCUCCUACAGACGGCCCACCACUCAGAUCGAAGAUGCUGACUGCUCAAACCCCACCAGCAAAGUUGCUGAGAGCUGCAAUGGGAAAAACAGCUGUACUAUCACAGCAAGCAACUCAGUGUUUGGAGACCCCUGUGUCGGCACUUAUAAGUACCUGGAGGUGGCCUACGAUUGUGAAUACCGGGGAUCUUCUAAAACCAUGCUCUGCUUCAGACUCAGCACCGUGCUGCUGCUGGCAACAACAUGUUUGCUCAUGACAGCAGUUUCCACAGAGAGGGUUAUCACCUGUGACAACGGCCACAAUGUCCAACGCCUGAGCUGCGACAUCGGAGUGAUCAGCGUGCAGGCAGCACUGUACGGACGUACAGACAGAGAGACCUGCAGUGAGGGCAGACCUCCUCAGCAGCUUGCCAAUACAAGGUGCUCUCAAGAGGGCACAGUGGACGUCCUCAAGAACAGGUGUGACGGCAAGACAGUGUGUGAGGUAAACACCAAUUUGGUCCGUACCUCUGAUCCCUGCUUUGGCAUCUACAAAUAUGUGGAGACCAACUACACCUGCUUGCCAGCAAUUCAAGUCGUUGCAUGUGAGGAUUCCGUGGCACAUUUGUUUUGCGAUUACGGGCAGGUUAUAGUUGUCUAUGGAGCUGACUACGGACGCCGUGACCAGACUACCUGCUCUUACAAACGGCCUAGCUCUCAGACUCAAAAUGUCGACUGCUCAGCGCCCACUAGCAAAGUUGCUCAAAGCUGCAACGGGAAAAACAGCUGUACCGUCGCAGCGCUCAACUCCGUGUUUGGGGACCCCUGUGGCGGCACUUACAAGUACCUGGAGGUGGCCUACGUGUGUCAGUAUCCUGGGGUCACUCCACAGCAAUCUCUGUAAACACACCUGUCAUAUUACAAUCUUAUUACAUACAGUCAUAUCACAAUAAACAUGCACUGAGUGACACUGAA
This is a messenger RNA of Toxotes jaculatrix (banded archerfish), 1482 nucleotides long. Its product is annotated as rhamnose-binding lectin-like. Lineage: Eukaryota; Metazoa; Chordata; Actinopteri; Toxotidae. Bases 65 to 1411 code for a protein of 448 amino acids. The transcript has 17 exons. Gene Ontology annotation, molecular function: carbohydrate binding. The record is from RefSeq and is a predicted model, not a curated record.